CAGUCCGCAGGAGCCAUGGCCUCGGGCCGCAGGGGCUGGGACAGCUCCCACGAGGACGACCUGCCCGUGUACCUGGCCAGGCCCGGCACCACCGACCAGGUCCCGCGGCAGAAGUACGGCGGCAUGUUCUGCAACGUGGAGGGCGCCUUCGAGAGCAAGACGCUGGAUUUCGAUGCCCUGAGCGUGGGGCAACGGGGCGCCAAGACUCCCCGGAGCAGCCAGGGCAGCGCGCGCGGCGCGGGGAGCCGGCCCGAGGCCGAGGGGGACGCGCCGCGCCGGGGCCCGGGCCGGGAGGACGCCCGGGAGCCCGCGCCCGCCGGGGUGGAGAUCCGGAGCGCCGCGGGCAAGGAGGUGUUGCAAAACCUCGGUCCCAAGGACCAGAGUGACCGUCUCCUAAUCAAGGGAGGCAGGAUUGUCAACGAUGACCAGUCUUUUUAUGCUGACAUUUACAUGGAGGAUGGCUUGAUAAAGCAAAUUGGAGACAAUUUAAUCGUCCCUGGAGGAGUUAAGACCAUUGAGGCCAAUGGAAAGAUGGUGAUCCCCGGAGGCAUUGAUGUCCACACUCACUUCCAAAUGCCAUACAAGGGAAUGACCACAGUGGAUGACUUCUUCCAAGGGACAAAGGCUGCAUUAGCGGGAGGCACCACCAUGAUCAUUGACCAUGUGCUACCUGACCCUGAGUCCAGCCUGACUGAGGCCUAUGAAAAGUGGCGUGAGUGGGCUGAUGGGAAGAGCUGCUGUGACUAUGCCUUGCAUGUGGACAUCACCCACUGGAAUGACAGUGUCAAGCAGGAAGUACAGAGCCUCAUCAAGGACAAAGGUGUUAACUCCUUCAUGGUUUACAUGGCUUACAAAGAUUUGUAUCAAGUAUCCAACACAGAGCUGUAUGAGAUUUUCACAUGCUUGGGAGAACUAGGAGCCAUUGCUCAAGUUCAUGCAGAGAACGGGGAUAUCAUUGCUCAGGAGCAGACACGGAUGCUGGAAAUAGGGAUAACUGGCCCAGAAGGCCAUGUUCUGAGCAGACCAGAGGAGCUGGAGGCUGAGGCUGUGUUUCGAGCCAUCACCAUUGCCAGCCAGACAAACUGCCCCCUUUACGUCACAAAGGUCAUGAGCAAGAGUGCAGCUGAUCUCAUCUCACAGGCCAGGAAGAAAGGCAACGUGGUAUUUGGCGAGCCAAUCACUGCCAGCCUUGGAAUAGAUGGAACCCAUUACUGGAGCAAAAACUGGGCCAAGGCAGCCGCAUUUGUGACAUCCCCACCUCUGAGCCCUGACCCAACCACUCCUGACUACAUCAACUCCUUGCUGGCCAGUGGGGACCUACAGCUCUCUGGCAGUGCCCACUGUACCUUCAGCACUGCCCAGAAAGCCAUCGGAAAGGACAACUUCACGGCCAUUCCUGAGGGCACCAAUGGCGUAGAAGAGCGGAUGUCUGUCAUCUGGGACAAGGCUGUGGCCACGGGGAAAAUGGAUGAAAACCAGUUUGUGGCUGUGACAAGCACAAAUGCUGCCAAGAUCUUCAACCUGUAUCCACGGAAGGGAAGAAUAUCUGUGGGUUCCGACAGUGACCUGGUCAUCUGGGAUCCAGAUACUGUGAAGAUCGUGUCUGCCAAGAAUCACCAGUCGGCUGCAGAGUAUAACAUCUUUGAAGGGAUGGAGCUGCGUGGAGCUCCUCUGGUGGUUAUCUGCCAGGGCAAGAUCAUGCUGGAAGAUAGCAACCUGCAUGUAACACAGGGGGCUGGCCGCUUCAUACCCUGCAGCCCAUUCUCUGACUAUGUCUACAAACGCAUUAAAGCCAGGAGAAAGAUGGCAGACCUGCAUGCAGUUCCAAGGGGCAUGUAUGACGGACCUGUGUUUGACUUGACCACUACCCCCAAAGGUGGCACCCCUGCAGGCUCUACCAGGGGCUCUCCCACACGGCCAAACCCACCAGUGAGGAACCUCCAUCAGUCUGGGUUUAGCCUUUCAGGAACCCAAGUGGAUGAGGGCAUCCGCUCAGCUAGCAAGCGCAUCGUCGCGCCCCCUGGAGGCCGUUCUAAUAUCACAUCACUGAGUUAAGAAAAGCCUCUCCAAGGGGGUGAGGGGCAGAAGCAAGAAGAGAUUUUUUUGAAGCCAAAAUGGUACAGCGAUAUUUAAGAAGGAAAAGGAAUCCAAAUGGUUGCGAUCUAAAGAAUCAAUAAGCCUCAAGCCUUAUGUUUCUCAACAAUAUGCUCGCUUGCCUAGCUUUAUGAAGAUUGCUUUGUUUUCUGUUUAUGCAUAGCUUUGAUUUGACCCUCUCCUCCACUUACAUGCAUGCAAUCAGACAGGCCACUGAGGUAAAGAGUCUGCUAUAUUUAGUGUUGAGAGUGUGUGUAGUGCUGCAUCUAAUGACAAGGGGACAGACAAAGCUGGGAGGCCAGGGAAAUUAACAAAAGGCACACAGGUAAAUUGGGUGAUUGGGUGGUGGGAGCCCAGAGCGGGAUAGAGGGCACGGAAGGGCUGGGGUGGGGUAUGGAAGAGGGAGGUGGUGGACUGGGCGAGCAGAAGGGAUUUAUGUGUUGUGUUGAUGAUGUACAUUAAUUCCCAUGGAAGAUGGCCUCUGUGGCAGCCAACAGUACAUUACUGUCUUCUGGGAUCUAAGAAGGCAGGCUGUCUUUGGAUUCUGGGCUUUGUCUUAUCUCUUCUUACUAGAUUUUAUUUUGAACAUUUAUUAAAUGCUGGAAUCAAGCCAUUCUUUUCCACCUGCUUGAUGGUGCCAGUGUUGACUUGGCAUCUGUCUCAGUGCUGUUUUAUAGCCUUCUGUCUUCUGGGUUGGGAAACCACCCGAGGAGAGCCAUCAGUGGUACUUAUCUUCCCCUCUGCUUCCUUGGUGCCUGCCCAGGCAAGUGAGGACCUCCGCUGAGAUGGGCAGAGUCUAGGGCUUCCCUUGCCAGUGGUGAGUGCCUGAUUCUCUCUAUCUCAGUUCUAGGCACAUCCAUGAUCAAAUAAUGUGUUUAAAUUGACUUUGUUAGUUGUUCCCUCACUGUUACUAGUCAGGGUUUUGCAGAAGGCUGUCUUGAACUGCCAGAACACAUUACAUAGCCUUUUUAAAAAAAAUUCUAAGUUAUGUGUUUACUCUUCUAUUAGAUUUUGGGCAGGAAUAAACUUUUUAUUUUGGUACUAAAAGGUGAGACACAUGAGGUGAUGUGGUGCAGCCUUCAUGAUGGGCACAUUAAGGAAACAAGCGAGGGGUGUCUGCAUUUCCUUUGUGUGUUAGAGCUGAGUGCCCAUUUCUUGAUCCACCCCUUCCUCAAACAAUUUUGGAGCAAACUGUGUGAACAAGAUAGUGACCCAUAGAACCAUGCCACACUCCCUCAUGCAGAAAAAUAGACUUUAGGUCAUACUUCUGUACUCUGAAGAACUCAGUUGGUAGAACACACCCCUGUGUACUAAGUACUUUGAAGAGAAGAGCAGGCCUCAUUCACCUUUUAAGUACUUAGGAUAAACCAUUAUCUCUAGCUUCAGGUUUUGGUUUUCUGUAGUGGUACCUGGUUUGUUAGUGAUUGUUUUUUAUUUAGUGGAGCUGGACAAUUUAAUUCAUGGCUUCACAUACUAGGCAAAUGCUGUACCACUGUGCUAUGUCCCAGCCCUGACUGCAAUUUUUAAUAGCCUGAAAACAAAAGAAAAAUGAACACUUACCUACAAAGGAAUUUAGGAAUAGCAAUGGAAGAAGAUGUUCCCCAGCUAGUGGCUUCUGUUUUCAUCAUCAAACAGGCUCUCACCUCACACUAGGGAAUCUUGCUAUAUUAAAGCUCUCAUGGUGCUUUCAUUUUAAGAAAACACUUAAUACAAAAAGAAAGAAGGAAAUAGAUUGUGGUUUUAAUUUAAAUUUAAAAAUUUGAGGGCUUAUCAAGGAACUGAGAUGAAUUUGAUAUACAAAGGGAGUUUAACAGGUCAGAAGCAUACAUAUACCUCAACAGCCUGGCUAGGCUUCAGUGUAGUUGUAGUACCAACCUCGACCACCAGAUGGAGGAGGAAAAGACAUGCACACAAAGUAGUCUGUACCCUCUGCUCUGUGGUAACCUAAGAGGUUACCAACGCCUUCCUCCAUGGCCUGUUUGUGCCAUGACAGCAAGUCUUCCAUGGCCAAUGGUGGUCACCUGCAAUGCACUUGGGACUUCCAAAGUGCAGUGUUCAACAGGAACUCUAGAUUCUACCAAGAAUUCUACUCAGUAGAGAAAGCUGAGUACCCUCAGGGUGGAUAACACUAUCGUAGGGUGCCUCCCUUUCCUCCCUCACCAUUAGGAACAUUAUAGCACAGACAUGCCUGAUCACUCCUAGAGAACUCCCUCACUAUAGUCUUAUAUGAGAAACUUUUUUAAGUAACAUGUUACUUGAGUUAAAAUGUGUUUACCAAACAGCCCAUACAAAGCAUACAGAGCAUGAAGGGCUAGGAAAUGGCAGUCAAUUGUGGCCUUCUCUAAGUUCACUGGCCUCCACUCCAUGUGGGAGGGCAUGAGAGAUGUUGCCUCAUCCCCAGUGUUGGUUUUGCCAUCUCACCUCUCUGCCUGGCCCCCUCUGACAAUGUCCUACCAUCUUUCACCACUUUAGGUUAUUUCUAAACCCAGAGGGCCACAGGCUUGGGCAGCUGGGCAGUGGAGCUAUUACCUCAGCCUCCUCACUUCUAGAUUUUCCAAAAUGAAUAGAGUCAUAGUCAUCUCCAAAAAUGGCUUUUGUUUUCCUUCAAAGUCCAGUCAGCCUUUGGCUCUUUCUUAAUGACUCCCUGGAGAGCCAGUCCCUUCUCCCACGGCCUGGAUCCUAGCUCUGACUCCAUUUUGGUCAUCCUGAUGAGCCCCUUCCAAAUGGCUGCCACAGGCCUCCCAGGGCUUCCCCCUGGACAACCCCAGCAUGAGUUCCGAUGCAGUUGUGGGCUGGCCUGGGCAGCCAGCAUUCCUUGUAACCCCUUUUGAGAUGUGGUGUGUGGGUGUUCAGUCCUGUGUCUGGUGGAAAUGGACAGACAGUAAGUCCCCCUGUGACCUGUGUUCGCUGUGAGGCAGCUUUGUACACUGAAGAGCUGUUUGGUUUGAACCGUGAAGAAAACUGUGUAUUAAGUUAGCUGAGAUUAAAGAAAACAAGCUCAUGAUGUGACUGUUAAUGUAAACCUGGUUAUUAAAAUAACUAUAAAAUUA
Jaculus jaculus (lesser Egyptian jerboa) is the source of this 5144-nucleotide messenger RNA. It is a transcript of the gene Dpysl3, whose product is annotated as dihydropyrimidinase like 3. Gene Ontology annotation, cellular component: cytosol; cytoplasm. Bases 16 to 2055 code for a protein of 679 amino acids. The transcript is spliced from 14 exons. Lineage: Eukaryota; Metazoa; Chordata; Mammalia; Rodentia; Dipodidae. The record is from RefSeq and is a predicted model, not a curated record. Gene Ontology annotation, molecular function: hydrolase activity, acting on carbon-nitrogen (but not peptide) bonds, in cyclic amides. Gene Ontology annotation, biological process: actin crosslink formation.